Messenger RNA from Eurypyga helias (sunbittern), 786 nucleotides. It is a transcript of the gene OSR1, whose product is annotated as odd-skipped related transciption factor 1. The transcript has 3 exons. Gene Ontology annotation, biological process: regulation of transcription by RNA polymerase II; embryo development; urogenital system development. NCBI's taxonomy places the organism in Eukaryota, Metazoa, Chordata, Aves, Eurypygiformes, Eurypygidae. Gene Ontology annotation, molecular function: DNA-binding transcription factor activity, RNA polymerase II-specific; RNA polymerase II transcription regulatory region sequence-specific DNA binding. The coding region runs from base 1 to 786 and encodes 261 amino acids. The record is from RefSeq and is a predicted model, not a curated record. Gene Ontology annotation, cellular component: nucleus.
AUGGGAAGUAAGACCCUGCCAGCCCCAGUGCCUAUCCAUCCUUCCCUCCAGCUCACCAACUACUCCUUCCUGCAAGCGUUCAACGGGCUGCCCGCCGUGCCCUCUGACCACCUCUCCAACCUCUACGGCUUCAGCGCCCUGCAUGCUGUACACCUGCACCAGUGGACUUUGGGGUAUCCGGCGAUGCAUCUGCCACGCUCCUCCUUCUCCAAGGUGCCCAGCGUCGUGUCGAGCCUAGUGGAUGCACGGUUCGACCGGCCAACCUUCCCCCUCUUUCCACAUGUCAUCCAGCCCAAGCAAGAGGCCGCUAAUGUGACCCUCAAAGCCAAACCCCGCUUCGACUUUGCCAACUUAGCAGUGGCUGCCACACAAGAGGACCACUCUAAAUUGGGACAGGCAGACAGUCAGGGCUCACCCCCAGGGCUGGGCUCUUUGCUUGAGGUGACUAAACUCUCUCCAGAGAAGAAACCCACGCGGGGAAGGUUACCGUCCAAAACCAAGAAGGAGUUCGUGUGUAAAUUCUGUGGCAGGCACUUCACCAAGUCCUACAACCUUUUGAUCCAUGAAAGAACACACACCGAUGAACGGCCCUACACAUGUGACAUUUGCCACAAGGCCUUCAGAAGACAGGAUCACUUGAGGGAUCACAGAUAUAUCCAUUCUAAAGAAAAGCCUUUUAAGUGUCAAGAAUGCGGGAAAGGAUUUUGCCAGUCCAGAACGCUAGCUGUCCACAAGACACUGCACACGCAAGUAAAGGAACUGAAACCUGCCAAACUUAAGUGCUGA